This is a messenger RNA of Lytechinus variegatus (green sea urchin), 972 nucleotides long. RefSeq lists its product as uncharacterized. The coding region runs from base 1 to 972 and encodes 323 amino acids. NCBI's taxonomy places the organism in Eukaryota, Metazoa, Echinodermata, Echinoidea, Temnopleuroida, Toxopneustidae. The record is from RefSeq and is a predicted model, not a curated record. The transcript has 2 exons.
AUGGUAUGGAGAAUCUUGUCGAAACACCGAAACACAUGUACAGGUCGACCCCCUUCAAUUCUUAUGAUCUUACAAACUUUCCUUCAGAUGGUCUUAGCUUUAGCUUUCCUUCUUGCCGAAUGUCCAGUUUACGUAGCAGGCAACGGUCUCAAGGAAAAGGUAACUUUGCUUGCGGGUAGACGUGGUGUAGUCCCAUUCCAUUUCCCAUGGUCCAAUAAUGAUACAUCCCAGGACAUCCCAUAUUUUCAAGUUCGGUUCGAAUCGCAAAAUCAGCCAUUUUGCGUAAAUGGAAUGCAUGUGAUAGAUGGGUUCAAAAGCUCAACGCAGUCUUCGAGAUAUACGACAUCUGUCACGGGCUUAGACACAGGCUGCGUAAAUCUAUUCAUAGAUGAUGUUGAUACUGUAGACCAGGAUAGAUACAUAUUCGAUGCAAUCUGGCACGAGCUAGGGGACAUAAGACAUGAAGUUAUUAAGAAGGAGGUCACUGUAAAGGUUCCACCUGGAUCAGCAAAAUGUUUCAUUACUUUAAAUGACAACUGCGCUUAUGGAGAAGUACGCUGUCGAGCCACUACUGGAAGUGUAGGAACCUCACUGUCAUGUUACCAGAAUGAUCAAAAGCUUAACAUCCUUGAAGAAGUCUCAGAUAACGGGCAAACGACAAGUGGUACAUUUUGUCUUCUUCAUGACACUACUUUUUCUUGCUGUUCACACGAAGUAGAGUCUGACGCAAUUGCUUCAACGUGCAAUGACUUCCGGUGGCCACGUCGUGUGCCUGGUAAACGUACUACAACACAGAACAUACCUGAAUCCCUUACCGAUACCAGCAGUAGUAGUCCUAUUUACACCAAUCUUGAAACCAGUCAAAAGACCCAACUAGAAUUUGAUAUCGAUUCCGGGGCUGGUAGGCACAAGCCUCCACUUUUCAAAUACUUUUUAUACCCGUUGAUUUACGCCCUUCACUCUGUCUACUAA